This is a messenger RNA of Trematosphaeria pertusa, 2793 nucleotides long. RefSeq lists its product as uncharacterized. The record is from RefSeq and is a predicted model, not a curated record. The coding region runs from base 1 to 2793 and encodes 930 amino acids. The transcript is spliced from 6 exons. Lineage: Eukaryota; Fungi; Ascomycota; Dothideomycetes; Pleosporales; Trematosphaeriaceae.
AUGUCGCCACAGACUCAUACCGUCGACAUAGCCAUGGUAGAGCCAGGGCCCGAACACUCUCUUUUCGAUGAAGCCCUUGAGGCUAUUCAGCAUACCCUUUCGGAAGAGCACCGGAGGAACUUCCGCCAUCAUGCCGACGUUUCCACUUUGCUGGACGACAUGCGGACUAUCUGCGACGCCAAUGUGAAAGAGCAUAGGAGACUGCUGGCAUGCUGCAAGAAGAUGACAUUCUUCGCGCGAACGUUCGCCCCGUACUUUGAGCUCCUUAGCAUCUGCGUCCAGGUCAAGCCCGACUGGCUUGGCUGGCUCUGGGGGUGCAUCCGACUAGUCUUCAAAGUCGGGAGCAACUACGCCGUCUUCCUCGAGAAGAUCGCCGACAUGUUCGAGAGCAUUGCGCACACGCUGCCGCAGUACCAGCAGCUCCAUGAGUCCUGCAAGCACCAGCUGCACUUUCAGAGCCAGAGUCAAGACGCACGGCUUGCGGCGCUGAUGUCUUAUGUGUAUGCAGACAUGAUCCAAUUCUGCCUGGAUCUGUACCGCAUGCUCUCGAGAGGCCACCACGGGGUUGGACUGCGACAUCUUCGCCUCUCGUCACCUACAAUACUUUGGCGCCCGCUCGACUCGCGCUUCGCCCAUCUAGAAGCGCGCCUCCUACGGCACAAAAUAUGGUUAGAAGGCGAGACCAAAAAAGCAAUCCAGGACCAAGGCACGAUAGCGCAACGUCGAAGAGAGUACAUUGAGUUCUUGCAUCACCAAGUCGAGGCGAACGACAGCAAUGAGCUCGUGGAGCAGAGGAUGGCGAAACGAAUGAGGCGGGUCGACAAGGUCAAAGCGUGGCUUUCGAAUUGUUGCGCUUAUCGAGACGUGUAUGAACAUCGCCUACUCCAACGACAUCCGAAUUCCUGCACUUGGUUUCUUAAGAGCUCGAAGUAUUGCACAUGGAAGCAUUCCCCCUUUGAGCAAGCUUCGGCAAAUGAUGCCGAAGAGCUGGAAAGAAGUUGGCAUGAUAGGGUUCUGUUCGUUCAAGGUGAGCUCAAAUCUCCCCCUCGGUCUCUUCCACCACUGGUACCUGCUGCUCCCUCGACAGCAUUCUUCCACUUCAACGCAGCACACUCAUACUGCAUUCAUCCUAACGACGCAUUUCGAGCCCUGGCAUAUCAACUAGUACAUACCCACCGACACGAUCGCGCUACCCUAGAUGCAAUAUCUAUCCUAAUGCGCAAGACGCCUACCCACGGAAAGGCAUCUUCGGACGACAUCCUGGCAGUUUUGUCCCUCCUUCUACGGCAACAUCCGACAUUCCUUGUUAUCGACGGCAUCGAUGAGUGUAGCGACAGCGAGCUCUUUCUUCACUCUUUGCCAGAAGUCUGCCGAAGAUCGGACGCACGAGUUAUCCUUCUCAGCAGACCAGACAUCGAUAUUCCUCUCGAGUAUCAGAAAUGGGCGUCAGAUGCACCGCAUAUCCUCAGCUUAAGUGCGGAACUCAAUAAAGAAGACAUUGAGUCCUACCUUACGGAGAACCUAAAUCGAAUGGCUGAUCAGGGAUACUUCGGGAUCUCCAUGGAUCGAUCGCUUAUUCCUCAAAUAGCCAGCAGAUCAAAUGGCAUGUUUCUGUGGGCCAGUCUGCUGCUAAGAUAUCUUCAGUCGCCCGGACUAUCACCGAACGAACGCCACACCGUCCUUGAACAGGCUCACCAACUAGAAGGCCUAGGGUCCCUAUACCGCCAUAUCCUUGCCAUGCUUGACCUACGGCCCCAAAAGGAAAGGCAGGUAGUGGCCAACAUCUUUCGUUGGCUGUCGUUAUCAAUCCACCGAUUAGAUAUACCGACACUGCAAACUGCCUUGGCUGUCAAUCCUGGCAAGCUCACCACAGAAUCGAGCUACGUCUCCAACUUUGCCGACUCAAUACCUCGGCUUACGUGCGGCUUGGUCGAAGUUACAGCCAGCCGCGUCGUGUUCUCGCACAGGUCAGCGAGGGAAUAUCUGGAAUCGCCGGAUUUCCAGGAUUCAGAGUUCAGCUUGUUCGACGACAGUAUCCCACACGCGCAUCUCGCCGCGCGAUGCCUAUCCUAUCUCGCAAACGACGUCCCCAAACGACCCUUGGCUAGAUUGCCCCUUCACACCCGACCUACACCAAUAUCCUUCGCGACGAGCAGUGGGAUUAGUAUGAGGACGAGCAAGUCAGGCGACAGUGGAUACAAGUCCAUGUCCUCAGCAUCUGACUCUGAAGGGUUUCCGACUUACGCAUCCGCGUCUACAUCCUCAGCAAACACACCUCAACUCCCACUAGCGGCGGCAUUUGACGCGGAGUUGCCAUUUCUUCGAUAUGCUAGCCUUUGCUGGCCAAUACACCUCACGCGCGCCCUAUCGAACUUCACAUGCCGUCCCCGCGCGGCUACCAGACAAACAUCUGAUCAGUUCGAGCAAACCCCGUGGCUCCCCUCCCUCUCGGCCUUCCUUACAGACCGCGGAGCUGUAACUACGUGGAUCGAAGCAUCCUGGCGUUACAAUCUCCCGCCAAAUCUCUCACGCCUUGUCCCACUUCUCGAUGCACUCAAGAAUCAGAUCCCACCGGCGACGGUAGAGGGAAGAGAGCUGAGAUGGGUGGUGCAUGGGGUGAGGGAGCUCAGUGAAGCGUUGAAUGAGUUGAAAGAGGAGUACGGGACGACUCUAAGGGAGAAUCCGGACUUGAUCUGGCAAUGGAGGGGAGCGAGCGAAGUCUGGAGGCAAGCGAAUGGCGUUUGUGGUCACGGUGGGGGCGUAGUAAGGAGAAUUCUGGCCGCUUCGGGAUGA